Messenger RNA from Nerophis lumbriciformis (worm pipefish), 4038 nucleotides. It is a transcript of the gene mtrr, whose product is annotated as 5-methyltetrahydrofolate-homocysteine methyltransferase reductase. Gene Ontology annotation, molecular function: [methionine synthase] reductase (NADPH) activity; FMN binding; flavin adenine dinucleotide binding. The record is from RefSeq and is a predicted model, not a curated record. Gene Ontology annotation, biological process: homocysteine metabolic process. Gene Ontology annotation, cellular component: cytosol. NCBI's taxonomy places the organism in Eukaryota, Metazoa, Chordata, Actinopteri, Syngnathiformes, Syngnathidae.
AGUAGUAACGAUUUUACUUGACUAAGGCCGUACAGAAAUGAUAUAUAGUACCUGAAUAGUGUCUCCACGUGUUAAGUAACUGUUGAGGGAUGACGUAACUUCCGGGUAACCUAUGGCAGUGUUUAGAUGUUAUGAGCUUUUCAAUGCAUGCCCGGUGAAGUCAAGCCUCGGAUGGUGGUUCUCUACGGCUCUCAGAAAGGUCAAGCUCAGUCCUUAGCGGAAGGGAUCGCUGAAGAGGCAGAGGUGCAUGAACUCCUUGCUGAGCUCAGUUGCUUCAAUGAAAAGGAAAAGUACAAUCUGGAGAAGGAGAAGUCUCCUGUGGUCUUCAUUGUGUCCACCACUGGAGACGGGGAGCCACCCGACAACACCCUGCAAUUUGUCAAGCAUAUCAAGAAGAAGACCCACCCCUGUGAUUACUUAAAACACCUCAACUAUGCACUUUUAGCUUUAGGAGACACAAAUUAUGCAAACUUUUGCAACUGUGGCAAGACUAUCGAGAGGCGUCUACAGGAACUUGGGGCACAACAAUUCUAUGCAACGGGAUAUGCAGAUGACGGUGUAGGGCUGGAAGUGGUCGUGGAUCCUUGGCUUGAAGGACUGUGGAAAGCCGUCAAAGCAGCCAUAUCCAAUAUGGCGUCUGAUUGGAGCGUUAAAGAGGAUUCAGUCCAUAAAACCCUGGAUUCUUCUGUACCAGAUGUCCAACUAAACCUCCUAAGUCUCACUAACCACCAGACUCCUGAAGUUUCCACUGAACCGGAUCCCAAAUGUGCCCCUGCGGAAUGUAAUGUUGGUCCAGUGUCUCCCUCAGAGAGUUCUAAGGUGGCACCCAAAGGUGUCAGUUUAAUAACAACAACAGGACCAGAGACACAAAACAAGCAUCCUGGAUCUUCUCCUGCACCUUCACUGACCCGCUCUGGGACCCAUCUGUCUGAUUUAUCUCUAAAUGUUCCUGCUUUGCCCCCGUCUUUCUUGGACGUGUCUCUGCAGGAAGUCAUUCCUGCCGAAGGAGAGAUUUCUGCACCAUUAAAUCAAGACAUUCUGUAUGAAGUACCCAUAUCCAUGGCAAUUCAUUUGACAACAGGAGAGUCCGUCAAGACCGCCAUCCUUAUGCAACUGGACAUCUCUGCUUACCCGACGUUGACCUAUCAGCCAGGGGAUUCGUUUGAUGUUUUCUGCCCAAAUAGAGCCUCUGAGGUUGAGCGAUUGCUCUGCAGAUUGGGCCUCGAGGAUCAGAAGAAUCAUAAAGUCCAUGUUUCUAUACUUGAAAAAAACAAGAAAAAAGGUGCUCAGUUGCCGUCCUACAUCCCUCAGAACAUUUCACUGGUCUACAUGCUCACAUGGUGUUUGGAGAUUAGAAGUGUUCCCAAGAAGGCCUUCUUACGAGCCCUGGCUGAACAUACCGUGGACAGCGUGCAAAAAAGGAGACUGCAGGAGCUCUGUAGCAAACAAGGUGCUGCAGAUUACAACCAGUAUGUGAGAGAGUCUAACCUCUGCCUUUUGGAGCUUCUGGACGCCUUUCCAUCAUGCUCGCCACCUCUCGGACUCCUAAUAGAGCAUCUCCCCAAGCUGCAGCCGAGGCCGUAUUCAGCCGCCAGCUCCUGCCUUCAGCAGCCAGGAAAGCUGAAUUUCGUGUUUAGUGUAGUGGAAUUCCCAGCGUGCUCUUGGCGGCCUGUGGGGAGACAAGGCUUGUGUAGCGGUUGGCUUUCUGACCUCGUCAACCCUGUCCAGGUUCUCCCUGACAAGCCGGAACUACUGUGCGGCACGGUUCCGCCAAAGGUCUAUGUGAGUUUGAGACCCAACUGCUCCUUUCGACUUCCACCUGACCCAUCAGUUCCUCUCAUAAUGGUCGGGCCUGGCACCGGAGUCGCACCCUUCAUUGGUUUCCUGCAGCAAAGAGAAAAGGAAAGGCAGCAGAAGGCAGACGCAGCGUUUGGCGAGACCUGGUUGUUUUUUGGCUGCCGCUACAAAGACCAAGACUACCUGUUCAGAGAAGAACUGGAGGGCUUUGUGUCCAGUGGUACCUUGAACCACCUGAAGGUAUGUUUCUCCAGAGAUGAGACAAAGGAGGAAGAGGCCAGAAUCUCAGGAGGACCACCAAGAUAUGUCCAACACAACCUGCUGCUCCAUAGCCAUGACAUCAUCAACAUCCUGCUUAAGGGCAACGGUUGCCUCUAUGUUUGUGGGGACGCAAAGAACAUGGCUAAAGAUGUGAACGACACCCUCAUGGAGAUGAUCAAGGCGGAGCUCCAGGUGGACCAACUGGACGCCAUGAAGCGACUGGCCACGCUACGAGAGGAGAAACGCUACUUGCAGGACAUCUGGGGAUGAUUGAUUUUUUUUACAUUUUCAACUUGUUGUGCUGUUAUCUUCUGAGCUAUGGGUGCCUGCAGGGAACGUUUACUACCCGUUGCUUCAGCGAUAGACUGCCCCGCGCUGACUUGAGGAUAUAGCUUCUUUACAUCAUUUCAGACUUUGCUGUUUUUAGCAGCAAGGACCUUGGCGAGAGGGCAAUGGUGCCGCUUAUUGGUCCUCGUGGUGGGAAAAUGCUUUUAGUGUUAGCAAGAACCUCGACGUUUGUCCUGCCAGGCAAAGCAUUUAAGUCAGCUUUGAUUGAGGGAUUUCAAUGAGACUCUACCUUUCUGGAUACACAACUCAGUCAUUUGCGAUUACACACACACACACACACACACACACACACACACACACACACACACACAUGAAAGAAUGUGCAUUCUCACAGACAAAAGUAAAUAGUUUGCUUUUGAAUCUGUAAAAGCCACUGCCACCUUUGCAAAGAACUUCUGAAGGCCACAAAUAACUCAAUUUUCUUUCAUUCUAAUUCAGGUAUCAUGAAUAGUAGAGUUUUAUUUUUUUUUAAAUCGGGGACAAGCGGUAGAAAUUGGAUGGAUGGAUGGGUUCUGGAAUAAUGCAAUUAAGCUUUUCUUGACGAGAGAAUAUCCAUUUGAUUAAUUAUGAUACUGUGUGAAGUUCAAAGCAAGCAUACCGUACUUUCCGGACUAUCGAGCGCCCCGGUAUUUAAGCCGCACCCACCAAAUUUUAGAAGAAAUUAAUAUUUUUACAUAUAUUAGCCGCACUAGACUAUAAAUCGCAGAUAUAUACGUUGUGAAAUGAGAUAUUUUGUUUAUAAUUGUUUCCAAGCGAUGCCUGUCACACAGCAGUAAAACGGCUGAUCAAACAAAACAGGAGUCAUCGUCAUGGACCUACUCGCUGCUGAAGCUCGCCCUUCAAUCAGCUGAACAGACUCAAUAAGUUCACGUGACAUUUUGGUGAAUUUACGAAACUGAAACAAUACAUACAAUAAUGCUAUUGUAUGUGCAUAAUUCUAACAGAAACUUGUAAACGUGUUAGCAUAUUUGCUAAUGCUAACUAGAUUACAUUACAAUACCACGUACAAUUAUCAUGAAAACACUCCAACAGACAACACAUGGAGCGGUUUCGUAAGUAUAAUUGUUUAGUUAUGUAUAUUGUAAAAUUACAAACGUUGCUUGGAGUUAUGAAUGAAGAAUCCUUUCGAGAAAAAACGCUAUGGAUGGUCAUACUUCCGGUUCAAGGCACAAAACAGAAAGCACAUUUUCAACCCACAGCACCUGCAGUGAGCGAACUUGUCCAAAAAUGGCGCCAUGGUACACACAAAAACAGCUUUUCAGUGUCUCUGUUGGUGUAAUAUGAAAACUAUUUGUUGAAUACAUAAGAUGGCCAUUAGCUGCACCGUUUUAUAAGCCGCAGGGUUCAAAGUGAAGCGGGUUAGAGUCCGGAAAAUACGGUAUAUGGCAUGUUGAAUCACAAAAUCCAAGUAAUUUGUUUUGGCCUUCCCGUGUGCACAAAGGCCAGCGAACUUGACAAUCCCACACACACGGUGCCUUCAUGGCUUCAGAUUUCAUCAGAUUUUUUUUGGGGGGGGGGGCUUCCCAACAAAUCCUGAGGCGGUAACUUGACAGUACAAGGUGUGUUUGCUGUUCAUUGAAGACUUUUUGUAGCCUCACAGGGAGAGAGGCUUCCUCCGAAUUAAAUCUUCCA